Messenger RNA from Micropterus dolomieu (smallmouth bass), 753 nucleotides. Its product is annotated as C-type lectin domain family 6 member A-like. The transcript is spliced from 4 exons. NCBI's taxonomy places the organism in Eukaryota, Metazoa, Chordata, Actinopteri, Centrarchiformes, Centrarchidae. The record is from RefSeq and is a predicted model, not a curated record. The annotation marks the transcript as partial.
UUUAUAGUGAAUGAGUUGGUGUUGUUGAGGUGUUUCUUAUGUUGUUUCUCAACAGUCACUUUGGAAAAAGACCAGCAGCAGACCAGAUACGACAAACUGAACAAGAACUACAGCGAGCAGCAGGGACAACUUUUAGGGAAGUGUUGUCCUGAAGGAUGGAAGAGAUUUGGAUUCAGCUGUUACUUUAAAUUCAAUGAGGAGAAAACUUGGUCUGACAGCAGAAGUGACUGUCAAAGGAAAGGAGCACAUCUGGUGAUCAUAAACAACAAAGAGGAACAGAAAUGUGUCACUGAGCUGAACAAGGAUGGAGACUCCUGGAUUGGUCUACAGUUCACACAACAAACAGGAUGGAAAUGGGUGGACGACUCACCGCUGACACUAAAGUUCUGGGCAUCAGGACACCCGCACAACAACUAUUAUUACACUGCAGCAUGCUGCGAUAAACAAGGAAAUUGGACAACGAGCAGAUAUAAUGAUCAGAAGAAGAACUGGAUCUGUGAGAAAGAGCUUUCCUGUUUAUCUUGAGGACAGAGGGGUGUGUAGUGUUGGGAUCAACUUUGUCAAAUCAGACCAACUCACAUUUUACAUUUCUUCAGUUGUUCAUUCUGUGUUGCAUCCUGAACAACCUGGAUUACAUAGAUAUUGUUCCUCUGCCCUACACAGUGAACAGUCUGGUUGGAAGUCAUCCACACAACUACAUGUGCACUUACCCUCUCUGCAGAGAGGGAUAUUACAACAGCCUGUUUUCAAAAA